Molecule: messenger RNA, 697 nt
Organism: Diceros bicornis minor
Lineage: Eukaryota; Metazoa; Chordata; Mammalia; Perissodactyla; Rhinocerotidae
Product: ral guanine nucleotide dissociation stimulator-like
Exons: 3
Coding region: 8-697 (229 amino acids)
Source: RefSeq, a predicted model, not a curated record
GCCUUGAAUGAGAAGUGUGGAGGGAAAGGCCAGGCCUCUGACUCUGUUGCCAAAUUGCCUCCCCCAGUGCCAUCUCUUCUCUGGUGGGAACCUGCCUGGACCCAGGGCAGGAUUUCUGGAAACCCCUGCACUUUCCCUGUUUCAGGAUGAAGCUGACCUCUCUGCAUCUCAGCUUGCCUGGCUCGGAGCUGGGGACCACGCCUACUUUCUCCAGGUCCAGCUGGAGCAUCCAAGGCCCAUUGAGGAAGAACUGGAAAUAUCAUGUCCAGAGCUCCCUCCAGCUCCAGAGCCAGAGCAAGGGCCAGCUCCACGGCUAGAUCCAGCUCCAGCUCUUGUUCCACCACCUGUGCUAGAGCUGGAGCCAGUGUCACCUCCAUCAGUCCCUCCAGGGCCAGAGCCACCACCAACAUCAGCUCCAGCCCCAGUGCCAGCUCCUGAGCUGGAGCCAGCUGGACCAUUGGCUCCAGGGAGAAUCCUCACUCCAACUGGAGAGAUAACAGCAGAGCCAGAUCCAGCCCCAGAGCCCACCUGCCGCUGGGAUGUGACCAGCAAGAACCUGCUGAAGGAGGAGAAGCCUGACUUCUUGGAGUUUCUUCCCAGGCUGUUGGCAGAGCAGUUGACACUGAUUUACGUGGUGAACAGCCGGGAACUCACGGCAGACUGUGGUUUUUGCUGCCUUGGGAAAAUGUGCAUCUGA